This is a messenger RNA of Ictalurus furcatus (blue catfish), 649 nucleotides long. It is a transcript of the gene cmah, whose product is annotated as cytidine monophospho-N-acetylneuraminic acid hydroxylase. Bases 1 to 486 code for a protein of 161 amino acids. NCBI's taxonomy places the organism in Eukaryota, Metazoa, Chordata, Actinopteri, Siluriformes, Ictaluridae. The record is from RefSeq and is a predicted model, not a curated record. The transcript has 4 exons.
AUGACAUGGGCAGAGUUUCAGCAGUCCUCAUUCUAUGAGGCUGAGAGGCAGAGGACGGUUCACUGCUCUAAACAUUUCUGGAAGCUGAACGUGGCGACCAUGGAGUACGUCAAUCCUCCAGACAGCUUCACGCAGGACGAACUCGAGGUGGUACAUUGUGAAGAUGGGGGGUUGGAGUUUGUGGAGUUGGACCCUCCUGACCCUUGGACAACUGAUCCCAGACCUGCUGAGGAACUUCAGCAUGGAGAGGUUAUGCUGACUUAUAUCACACACGCAUGUGUGGAAGUGAAGGCAGGGUCAAAGCGGAUGAUGUUUGAUCCGUGGUUGGUGGGUCCAGCGUUCGCUCGCGGUUGGUGGCUUUUACACGAACCUCCAUCAGAUGCACUGGAGAGACUCUACACUGCAGAUCUGGUCUACAUCAGCCACAUGCACUCGGAUCACCUCAGGGAACUGCUUAUAAUUAGCAUAACAUCUCAUGUUGCGUGAUCAUGUAGAGCAGAUGUUGUGGCUCAGGAUCACUGAUCAGAAGGUUGAGACCAGGUACUGCGAAGCUGUCACUGUCGGGUCUUUGAGAAUAAACUAUUGUUUCUAACCGGCUUUGGAUAAAAGCAUUUGCUGAAUGGGUGAAUUUAAAUGUAAACAAAUAUUA